Molecule: messenger RNA, 1788 nt
Organism: Durotheca rogersii
Lineage: Eukaryota; Fungi; Ascomycota; Sordariomycetes; Xylariales; Xylariaceae
Product: cytochrome P450
Exons: 2
Coding region: 1-1788 (595 amino acids)
Molecular function (GO): oxidoreductase activity, acting on paired donors, with incorporation or reduction of molecular oxygen; heme binding; iron ion binding
Source: RefSeq, a predicted model, not a curated record
AUGGCGAUCCUCUCGUGGCGGGCCGUCACGGUCAUCUCCCUCGUUACGUCCUACCUGGACUCCUUUUUCCAGCCGUCGUGGUCCAAGUCGCGGCUCUUCGGCGUCUUCGUCGGCGCCUGGGCCUUCCAGUUCCUCCUUUAUGCCGCCUGGAAGGUCAUUCUAUGGCCCAAGGUCUUCUCCCCUCUGCGCCACCUGCCCCAACCCAAGGGCAACACCUUUUGGCUGGGCCACUUCGGCAAGAUCAAGGCGGAGCCGACCGGCAUACCUAUGAGAGAAUGGGCCGCCACCAUCCCGAACGACGGCGUCAUCCGCUACCUCGGCUUCCUCAACCAGGAGCGGCUGCUGCUGACGAGCCCCAAGGCGCUCGCCGAUGUGCUCGUGACGCGCAACUACGACUUCCAGAAGCCGGAGCACAUCCGGUUCGGGCUGGCGCGGCUGGUCGGCGACGGCAUCCUGGUCUCCGAGGGCGACGAGCACAAGUUCCAGCGCCGCAACCUGCUGCCCGCCUUCGCCUACCGCCACAUCAAGGACCUGUACCCCAGCUUCUGGCAGAAGGCCGACGAGGUCGUCGAGGCCAUGACGCGCACCAUCGCCGCCGACCCCCUCUCCCUGGCGGACCUCCCUGAGGGCGUCGCCGCCGCCGCCGCCGCGAGCGGUGGCGGCCCCACGGCCGUCAUCGAGGUCGGCGGCUGGGCCUCCCGCGUCACCCUCGACAUCAUCGGGCUCUGCGGCCUCGGCCGCGACUUCGGCGCCGUGCAGAACCCGGACACGGAGCUGAGCCGGGCGUACCGCGGCGUGUUCUCGCCGACGCCGCAGGCGCAGCAGCUGGCCGCGCUCUCCCUGGUGAUACCCGAGUGGGUCGUCAGCCGCAUCCCCGUGCAGCGCAACAACGACAUCCUGGCGGCGAACGCGACGAUCCGCGGCGUCUGCCGCGACCUCAUCCGCGAGAAGCGCGAGCGGCAGGCCCGCUCGGCGGCGGAGAAGAAGAGGCGCGAGGCCGAGGGCGGCGCGGCGCCGGCCGAGGACGCCGGCCGCGACCGCCGCGACCGCGACAUCCUGUCGGUGGCGAUCGAGUCGGGCGCCUUCUCCGACGACAACCUCGUCGACCAGCUGAUGACGUUCCUGGCGGCGGGCCACGAGACGACGGCGACGGCCAUGACGUGGGCCGUGUACCUGCUGGCGCGGCACCCGGAGGUGCUGGCGCGGCUGCGGGCCGAGGUGCGGGCGGCGCUGCCGGCGCCGGGGUCGGGCCGCGGCGUGACGAGCGUCGAGGUCGACCGGCUGCCGUACCUGACGGCGGUGUGCAGCGAGGUGCUGCGGUUCUACGCGCCGGUGCCGCUGACGCUGCGCGAGGCCGCCGUCGACACCGAGAUCGCCGGCCACCGCGUCCCGCGCGGCACCGCCAUUAUCGUGUCGCCCUGGGCCACGAACCUCGACACCACCCUCUGGGGGCCCGACGCCCACCUCUUCAACCCGGACCGCUGGCUCUCCCCUACCGCCGCCGCCGCCGCCGCUGCCGCCGAGCCCGCCGCCACCGCCAACGCGAGCGGCGGCGCCUCUAGCAACUACGCCUUCCUCACCUUCCUCCACGGCCCCCGCAGCUGCAUCGGCCUCGCCUUCGCCCGCGCCGAGUUCGCCUGCCUGCUCGCCGCCUGGGCCGGCCGCUUCGAGUUCCGCCUCCGCUACCCCGAGGAGGAGGACGAGCGCAAGAUCGACAUCAAGGGCGGCGUCACGGCGCGGCCGCAGCGCGGCAUGCACGUCUACGCGACGGUCGUCGAGGGGUGGUGA